Molecule: messenger RNA, 2042 nt
Organism: Phragmites australis (common reed)
Lineage: Eukaryota; Viridiplantae; Streptophyta; Magnoliopsida; Poales; Poaceae
Product: peptidyl-prolyl cis-trans isomerase FKBP53-like
Exons: 11
Coding region: 76-1767 (563 amino acids)
Molecular function (GO): peptidyl-prolyl cis-trans isomerase activity
Source: RefSeq, a predicted model, not a curated record
GACCACCACUUCUCUACUAAUAGCCUAGUAGUAGUAGCAGCAGGAGCAGCAAAGCUCCCACAUCCACCGACGGUCAUGGCCUUCUGGGGUGUGGAGGUGAAGCCCGGCGAGCCGUACGUCCAUGAGCCCACCCGCGGAGGCCGCCUCCGGAUCCGACAGGCUACACUAGGUAAUUAUGAUUAUGUUGGUUGGAGCAUGCUAGAGUGCAAUGUUGGUGAUAUGAGGCCUGUGAGGCUCUGCGCAAUGAAUUCCACGAGCGCGCUCAUGUGCCAUCUAGACCUAGAAUAUGAGGAGAAGGAAAAUGUUGUCAUCUCUGUGCUUGGGAAUAGUUCUAUUCACCUGUCAGGAUACUACAUCUGCUCGCAAAAUGCUGAUCAAGGCCACUAUAGUGAGAAGCCCACCGGUAAAGCCACAAGUCAUACAUGCCUGAAGAGAAAGUACCAAGGUUGUGACACUGAUGGCAAGAAUGAUGAUCUUCUAAGGAAGACGAUUAUCUUUGAAGAUGGGAAUGGCAUUGGUAGUGGCCACCUCCCUAUCCCCAUUGCUUUCUCGAAGAAAAAGACUGCCAAGAAGAGGAAAUGUAAGACCCCAAGUAUAGAGCAGGUGCCAAAUGAUCAACACAAUGGCAUGGAUCAGGUGAAUGAGCAGACAGAUUCUAAAAUCAUGGUUUCCAGCGCAGUGCAUAUUGCACCAAGUCAAGCUCAUGAGAUUACACUGGAUGGCAUUGAUGUUCAAAAUGCUAGCCAGGAGCAAAAUGCUGUAGAGACUGAAGGACAACAUGAUACUGCAGUUCAAAUUACCGGGAAAAUUGGCCCGAUAAUCAUGAUGUCUGAUGAUGGUGCUACUAAUCUACAAGGUGUUUUAAAACAAAAUGAAGAUGAUAGUUGUGAAAAUGCACAUGCUAGAAGUGUACAUACUGGAAAGGGCCCUAUCAGUCCUCGCAGUGGUGAUCAUGACCACUAUAGCGACAAGUUCACUAGUAAAGCUGCAAGUCCUCCAUGCUUCAAGAGAAAGCAUCAAGGCGAUGAGACUGAUGACAAGAACGAUGCUUCUCCAAAGGAGCCUAUAGUUAGUGAGGCUGAUGGCAAGGAUGACACUCCUCUAAAGGAACAUGUACUUAUUGAAGAUGGAGAUGACGACGACGAACACCUCCCUAUGCGUGUUAGGGAGUCCAGCACAAUGCAUCCUGUGCCAACUCAAGAUCACGAGACACAAGAAGCCAGUGUUGUCCAAUGCAGUGUUGGUGCUAUAAAUCAAACAACCGGACAAACCGGUCCUCCAAUCACGGCUGACAGUUUCCUUGUUACUGGUGCUACUGAGCUACAAGGUGUCAAAAAACAAAAUGAAGAUGCUGAAAAUUCUCAAAAUGUGGACACUGGAAAGGGUUCUAUCCACAAAACAACACUUAAUGAUGAGCUGAUAGUAGAGGACCUGGAUGUGGGAAGCGCUCAUGGCAGUAUUGCAUCUAAUGGCAGCAAGGUUACUGUGAAAUAUGUUGGUACGUUGCUGGGUGGGCCAACUGUCGACCCUAAGAGCAUUCACAAGUUCCGACUUGGUGCUGGCCGUGUAAUUCGUGGAUGGGACCUCGGUAUUGCUGGUAUGCGUGUUGGAGGCAAAAGGAGACUCACGAUUCCUCCUGCUCUGGGCUACGGGGGCGAAGCACAUGGACAGAUUCCAGCAAACUCAUGGCUCGUCUAUGAAGUUCAGUUAACUAAAGUGCAGCGGUGCAAAAAGGCAUCUGAUCAGGCUUCUGUGAAUCCAUGCUAGAUGAAGGCAGCAGAUGUCAUCUUUUGGUUCGCUCUUAGCAGAAACCUGACAUACAAAUUAGCAAUCUUUUGUGUAGUACUCGAAGAUGGAUGGUAAACUUAGUAGCAGCCAUCCUUAUCUAUAGUAUUGCUUUGGCAGAGAAUGUGCUGAACUGCCUGUGUGUAGCACAACUAAGCGUAGUGCUCCAUAUUACCUAUUGUUUAUGCCUUUUGCUGUUGAUUGUCUUAGUAUGCCGUGUGCGAACUAACUGUAUUCCACUUGGACCUCCAGGAUCC